Molecule: messenger RNA, 1407 nt
Organism: Candida dubliniensis CD36
Lineage: Eukaryota; Fungi; Ascomycota; Pichiomycetes; Serinales; Debaryomycetaceae
Gene: APM4
Product: Apm4p
Exons: 1
Coding region: 1-1407 (468 amino acids)
Biological process (GO): clathrin-dependent endocytosis; intracellular protein transport
Cellular component (GO): AP-2 adaptor complex; cytoplasmic vesicle
Molecular function (GO): clathrin-cargo adaptor activity
Source: RefSeq, a predicted model, not a curated record
AUGAUUACGGCAAUCUUUAUUUAUGAUUCUAAAGGGGACAUAUUGAUAUCCAAAUUAUACAAAGAUGGCAUCAAACGGAAUAUAUCGGAUGUGUUUAGAAUUCAAGUGAUUAGUCAAACCUCAACCAAUCGAGCCAAAGAGUACCGAUCGCCUGUUUUAACUUUAGGUUCAACAUCAUUCAUAUAUAUCAAACUGGGGAAAAUUUGGAUUACUGCUGUUACUAGAUCGAAUCAAGAUUGUUCUUUGAUUAUGGAAUUUCUAUAUAAAUUGGAAGCACUAUUACGUACAGUAUUGGGACGAGAUAAAAAGAAACAAUUGGUGGAGUUAACUGAUAAUUAUAUAAUCAAUAAUUUCGCAUUAUGCUAUGAAAUAUUAAGUGAAGUGUGUGAAUUUGGAUUCCCGAUAAAUUUGGAUUUGAAUUAUUUAAAGAAGUAUAUUGAUGACAUAAAUGUUGAUGAUAGUAUUUUCAAGAUUUCUCCAUUGAAGAGAAGAUCAACAAUCAAUCCAUUGUUAGGUAAAAGUGGUACCACUGGAACCACCAAUACUACCAGUAAUAAUAGCAGCAAUAGCUCGUUCAGAAAAUCAUCGGCAGAGGAAAACAUUACAUGGAGAUCAUCAGGAAUUAAGUAUCGACGCAACGAAAUUUUCCUUAAUGUCACUGAACGGGUUAACGUGUUGAUGAAUUCACAAUCCGAUGUUUUGAAUGCAUACGUUGAUGGUUCAAUACAAAUGAAAACACAUUUAUCGGGGAUGCCAUUAUGUAGGUUUGGAUUCAACGAUAAUACUAUUUUGCUUUCCAACGAUGAACCACGAGAUGGCGCCGUCACUCUUGAAGAUUCAAAGUUCCAUCAGUGUGUUCAAUUGAAUGUUUUUGAAACUGAAAGGGCGAUACAAUUUGUCCCACCUGAUGGUGAAUUCCAAUUAAUGAGUUAUAAUUGUAAUCUGAACAUCAAUGUUCCUUUUAAAGUAUAUCCACAAGUUCAAGAAAUUGGUCGAAGCAAAUUAAUGUACAAGAUUCGAAUCAAAUCCUUUUUCCCUGAAAAAUUACCUGCUACAAAUGUUUCAUUAAAAAUUCCUACACCGAGAGGAGGAACAUUACUUUCCAACCUUUCUAGCUCGAUAGGUAAAACAAAAUUUCAUCCUGAGGACAAUCUGAUUUCUUGGAAAUGUAACAAGUUUUUCGGGGAACAAGAACAUGUUCUUACUGCUGAAAUCGAAACUGAUCUGAGUUCAGACGAAUUAUUAUAUUGGACUCGACCUCCUAUAAAGUUAGAUUUCUUUUUGGAUAUGUUUUCCAGCUCUGGCUUAACAGUAAAGUUUUUAAGAGUUCAAGAGAAAAACAAUUAUAGAACAGUGAAAUGGGUUAAAUAUGGCACUCAAUCUGGAUCCUAUGAAAUAAGGUAUUGA